AUGCUACUUCUAAUAGUGAAGAUUUUCUUCUUUAAAGAUGGGAAUUUUGGAGCCUCUGGUUGGGGACAGUCGGGUGCUGCGCAUCAGGUAUUUCAUCAGUUUGUAAGGCAUGAAUCUGAAGUAGCCAGCAGUUUGGUUCUUGAAAGAUCUAUGAAUCGUAUUCAGUUGCUUGGGCGAGUAGGUCAGGACCCCGUCAUGAGACAGGUGGAAGGUAAAAACCCAGUCACAAUAUUUUCUCUAGCAACAAAUGAGAUGUGGCGAUCAGGGGACAAUGAAGCUUACCAAAUGGGUGACAUCAGUCAAAAGACAAUGUGGCACAGAAUAUCAGUGUUUCAACCAGGACUCAGAGAUGUGGUGUAUCAGUAUGUGAAAAAGGGGGCUCGUAUAUUUGUGGAAGUGGAAGUGGACUACAGUGAAUACAUGGAUAAAAAUAAUGUGAGGCAGCAAGCAACAAAAAUCAUAGCUGAUAACAUCAUAUUUCUGAGUGACCAGACAAAAGGAAAGGCAUAGAACAGAUGAUCCUUCUUUGAUCAUUGUUUGGGAUAGUCUCCUUUCCAAAUAAUGUAUAGUCUAUAGUUUAAAGAUGAA
Messenger RNA from Acomys russatus (golden spiny mouse), 588 nucleotides. Its product is annotated as single-stranded DNA-binding protein, mitochondrial-like. Gene Ontology annotation, cellular component: mitochondrial nucleoid. The transcript has a single exon. NCBI's taxonomy places the organism in Eukaryota, Metazoa, Chordata, Mammalia, Rodentia, Muridae. The record is from RefSeq and is a predicted model, not a curated record. Gene Ontology annotation, biological process: mitochondrial DNA replication; positive regulation of helicase activity. Gene Ontology annotation, molecular function: single-stranded DNA binding. The coding region runs from base 1 to 510 and encodes 169 amino acids.